UAUAUAUAUAUAUAUAUUAGGGCAUCCCGUACUUUUCAAAAAACAACUUUUUUUAUAAUAAACACUUGGCCCUUGGUAUUUUUUUGCUAGAAAAUAUUUAAAUUUAGAAUCUGUUAAAAUAAAGCUGCUAUUAAUAGGUCUUCAUUUGCAAAAAUUGAUUUAUUGCUAUAUUUUAUUAACCUUAAAAUUAUCUUGAAGCGUCAAUUCAUUUUUAAGCGGAAGCAAUAAAAAACCGUGAAAACUUCUUGAUAAAAUUAAAUUUUUUACAUUUCAUAGGAAUUUUUGAAACAAAAAAGUUCUUGAUGUUCAAAUUUUUUGCAUUAUAUUUUUUGUAAUUCGCUUUUAUAUUUUUAUUAACUUUAACUCACGAAUACUAUAUAGUUGAAGUAAAAAAUAAAAUUUACAAAUUUAUUUAAAUAAAAUGAGUGGUAUAAAAACAAGAAAAAAGACAAGCACAGCAAUGUCUGACUUAAUAGGAAAAGGUAGAGACUUUGUUCCAUCUGAACUACCAACUUAUGGUGCUGUUCUUCGAAAAGCUAUCCUCAUUAAAGAGUUGUCAGAAAAAAAAAAUAUCCAUUAGAUGAUUUGGUUAGGAAAACAAGGUUAGAAGGUGUUAAACAAUGGAAAAAAGCAAACUCAGACUUUUCACAUCCAGUUAUUUUUACAGAUAAGUCCAUUGACAGAAAGAUCAAAAAAAUUUACAAUGAUGUUCAGGAUAUUUGCAGAAAAAGAUUAACUAAAAAAGUAGAAAUUGACAAAAUAAUGAAGUCUUUGUCACAACUCUUUGAUAUAACUAACUGCAAAUGUGCAAUUUUAUUUUGUAGUAAAUCAAGUUGUCUGGGAUGUGAAAAAAAAAGUUCAUAUUGACUGUAAAUGUGAAAAGUCUAUGAGGAUUCCUAUAAUAGAAUUAGGAUUUAUUCACUCACAGAGAAGUAAAGAAGGAGAGCAGUCUCAAAUUAUGAUAGGAUCAAAAGACUACAUAGAGACUAAAAGGAAGCCAAAGGCAUUUGAGCGAUGUAAUAAGAAGGAACAGAGUUUAAAAAAGUUCAAAAAAAAGGAGAUGAUGAAUAGUAUCCAUUCAAAAUAAACCUAUGCUGAGGUUUCAGAAAAAAGUAAUGAUGAAGAAGAGUGCUCUAAAAAUGAGUUUGAAUGUUCAAGUUACACUGAACAUAUUGAUUUAUUAAACAAAAGUGAUGAUUUCAAACUAAAGCGAAAUUAUAUGAAGAUUCAAAAUACUGCUAUUGCUGCAAUAAGAUAUGAAGUUUCAAACACUGCUGCAGCUGCAAUAGCUUCAGGAUUUUUAAAAGAUUUGGUAGAAGCUAAAGUUGUUCCAGAAUCAGCACUUUUUUUUUUUUUUUUUUUUUUAUUAUUGGACAAAAACAAAGUGCAUAGAGCCAAAGAUAAAGUUAUGUCAGAAUGUCAGGUUUUUGCAGAGAAUAGGUUAGAUUCUGAGAAUGUUUCUUGCAUUCUCUUUAAUGGAAGAAGUGACAAAACCAAUUUAAUGACAUUUAAUAAAGAAACUAAAAAGUUUUAUCCUUUAAUUAAAAAGGAAGAUCACUAUACUUUGACUGAUGAAUAUGGUAGAUAUCUUCAUCAUUUUACGAAAGGAGAAAUGUGUGAAAAAUCAAAAAUUAAGCCUGCUGAACAUAUAGCAAAUCAAAUAUUUCAAUGGUCUAUUUUGCAUUGUGUUGAACAUAGCUUAAAGUUCAUUGGUUGUGAUAGCACAGCUACAAAUACAGGCCACAAUGGAGGUGUUAUUGUUUAAAAAUUAAAUUAGAAAGAAAAUUAGGGUGGCUAAUAUGCUCUCUUCACACAAACGAACUUUGUUUUCGGCAUUUAGUAGAAGAGCUUGAUGGGAAGACAACCUCAAAGACAGGGUUUUCUGGACCAAUUGGUAAGUUGCUUUUCAAGGUUACUGAAAUGGAAAGAAAUUACAGUUUCAAGCCAAUAUUUUUAGGUCCUGGUUUAAUUGAACUUGAUGAGGAAAUAAUAAAGGAGUUGUCUUCCGAUCAGAAAUAUGCUUAUAAAAUAUGCCAGACAGUAAUUUCAGGAACUCUUACUGAAGAUUUGGCAAACCAAAAACUAGGCACUAUAGUUCAUUCAAGGUGGCUCAAUACAGGGUCUUCCUUACUUUUAUUGUGGAUAAGCAAGCAUGGGUUAGAGGGAGAUGUCCUAAGAAACUUAGAAUUAAUUUUUAAGUUUCUUGUAUCAGUAUUCUUCCCUAUGUGGUUCCAAAUCAAAGUGAAACAUAGCUGGAUAGAAGGGCCACAGCACAUCUUGAACCAACUUAACCUUGUCAAACUUCAAGAUAAAAAUGUACAAAAAGUUAUUGAAAAAUAUGUGAGCUCAUCAGCAUGGAAUUCUCAUUCUGAAAUCUUAUUGCAGACAUUACUUUGCAGCCAAAAUAAAAUUGAAAGGGAAUUUGCUGUAAACAAAAUUUUAGAAAUUAGAAAAUAUGAGGAAACAAGAACUCUAGCUCCUAGAACAUAUAAGCUUCCUCAUUUAAACCUUUGUGCAACCAAAUUGAUUGAGUUAAUAACAUGGGAAGCGGCCUAUGAACCUAUCUUAACCUGUCAAAUGAACAUAAAUGAGCUAAAAAAAAUCCUGGAUUGUCCUAUGGUAGUUCCAUAUUUCCCUGUUCACACACAAGGAGUUGAGAGGGCAGUUAAGGAGGUAACUGCAGCUUCUGAAACAGUGUUUGGUUUUGAGAGACGAGAUGGAUUUAUUCGUGCAAGAGCAGAAAAUAGAUCAAUAAUACCUCGUUUUAACAGCAAGAAGGACCUCAUUAAAUUUUAGCAUUCUUUUUCACCUCUAGUAGAGUUAUAAAGAUUGAAAAA
This is a messenger RNA of Hydra vulgaris (swiftwater hydra), 2837 nucleotides long. RefSeq lists its product as uncharacterized. The record is from RefSeq and is a predicted model, not a curated record. NCBI's taxonomy places the organism in Eukaryota, Metazoa, Cnidaria, Hydrozoa, Anthoathecata, Hydridae.